Molecule: messenger RNA, 3463 nt
Organism: Stegastes partitus (bicolor damselfish)
Lineage: Eukaryota; Metazoa; Chordata; Actinopteri; Pomacentridae
Product: transmembrane and coiled-coil domains protein 3-like
Exons: 4
Coding region: 195-1685 (496 amino acids)
Cellular component (GO): endomembrane system
Source: RefSeq, a predicted model, not a curated record
UGCCGGAGAGAGAGAGAGAGAGAGAGAGAGAGUGUGUGUUUGUGUGUGUGUGUGUCUGUGUGUGUGUGAAAGAGGGAGAGAAAACGGGGCGAAACAUGGAUCCGAGUUCAGGCGUGAGUUGGAAACUAGUCCUGAUAGCGGAGUGAAGAAUCGGCAGCAGCUCCUCCUGAGUGGCCUCUCACCGGAGAUUUAUUAUGCCCAGCGCAAACGUGUCCGUGAGAAGUUUGUCUGAAGUAGAGAAAUACCUCAGCAGCCGGAUGGACCGGAGCACUGAGGGCAGUUUUCUGAACAUCCCUGUGUCGAUGCGUCGGGGCUCUUCAGAAAACAACCUGGAUUUGGACCUGAGCGAUGGAGGUCCCGGUUCUGCUCUCAGCUGUGAGGUCCAGCGCAGUCGUUCUUGCUUGGACAACCUCCAGCAGAAGAUUCUGAAAGUCACGGAGCAGCUGAAGAUUGAGCAAACGGCACGAGACGAGAACGUAGCUGAGUACCUGAAGCUGGUGAACAGUGCGGACAAGCAGCAAGUGGGGCGCAUCAAGCAGGUGUUUGAGAAGAAGAACCAGAAGUCGGCUCAAAACAUCGCCCAGAUGCAGAAGAAGCUGGAGCAGUACCAUCGAAAGAUGAAAGACAGUGAAAUCCAUCACAGCCCGUCUCCUCACCCGUCCACUGUCAAACACAGCACUAUUCCCAGGGAGUCGCCCAGAGAGCUGCUGAGGGACAUGACUGGCAGCGGCCGACACCCGACCAUGGACAAAAUCAAAACUAUCGGACCAGGUGUCUCUCUCUCACCUCCAUUCUUCUUCAGCAAACCCAGAGAGUUCGCCAACCUCAUCAGGAACAAGUUUGGCAGCGCUGAUAACAUCGCCCACCUCAAGACCACUCUGGACACUUCCCCACCAUUGCCCACCGACAGCACAGGGAAGGGGCUGAGUAGCAGCACCUCCAUGGUGGGCAAGCCCAAGUACCCCAGUGAUGAUGAGUGCUCCUCAGGUAGCGCCUCUAUUUCUGCAGACAGUAACGGGAACCCAGCAGGAGGAGCGUCUGCAGGGCAGGUCCAAGGUCCAAGCCCCGGCCAGGAGCAGCCGGCGGGGGGAGACAGCCAGAGUAGACUGGCCCUGAGCCUGGAGGAGGUGAGGGAGAUCAAAGAUGCCCAGAGUCAGCUGGAGGACGAUAUAGAAGAGUUAAAAACACAGUUCAAGAGAGAAUACGACAUUAUCAGUCAGACACUGCAGGAGGAGAGAUACAGGUAUGCGCGUUUGGAGGACCAGCUGAACGACCUGACAGAACUUCACCAGCACGAGAUGGCAAAUCUGAAGCAGGAGCUGGCCAGCAUCGAGGAGAGGGUGGCCUACCAGGCUCACGAAAGGGCCAGGGACAUACAGGAAGCCCUCGAGUCGUGUCAGACUCGCGUGUCCAAGCUGGAGCUCCAGCAGCAGCAACAACAGCAGACGGUCCAGCUCGAGAGCCGUGACGCCCGAGUCCUGCUGGGGAAGAGCAUCAACAUCAUGCUGGCCAUCAUCACCGUCAUCCUGGUGUGCGUGUCCACUGCCGCCAAGUUUGCCGCCCCGCUGAUGAGGAGCCGGUAUCACGUGGUAGCCACCUUCCUGGGGGUUUGUUUUUUGACCAUAUUCUGGAAGAACUGGGACCGUUUACAGUACGCCAUAGACAGGCUGCUGGUGCCUGCCUAAUAACGAAGAGAACACACUGAAAAUACCAUUAACAUGGAUGCUGUCAGUUGUCACGAUAGGACUGUCUAAGAGGAUUGGUUGUACAAUCGUCAGAAGACACGAUCGCCAUGCAUUUACAGAGGUCACUGUUUUUUAAAUUCAGACUGAAAUGAAAUUUUGGUGAUUUUUUUUUUCUCUUGUCUACAACUUGAAUGUGUGUAACUAAUAAUUUCAUAUAACCUUUAAAAUAAUAUUUAUGUAACAGUAAAUUUUGCUACUACCCCGGGGAUUGCUAUGAAAUCGUCAGAAAAGGUUGAUUCAAGGAUUAAGAAGGGGUGAAGAAAAGUUCAUUUGCAGCCACCUGGGGCUCACUGUUUUGGGAAAACAAUUCAUAGAUGAGAUAAAAACUAGAAAAAAAAUAAUCAUUCUUUCUCAUUUCCCAGAAUAUAGAACCUCUAAAUGCACACACACAGAAACAAGACCUUAAUCUUAGUUUUUUCUUUAUGUGAAAUACUAAUGUCGCCCUUAAAGGAAUACUUGGAUAUUUGGGGAAAUUAUUUGCUGUUUUGUUGAUAUAGAGGUAAUCUCAUAUCUUUGUGGUAAAUAUGACGCUGCUACCAGGUUAGCUUAGCAUAAAACUGCAAUGUAUUCUUUUGAUGCUUGUAAGCAGAUUUGGUUACAUUUGAAAGGAGCCAGGCUAACAGUUUCGCUCCAUUUCCGCUCUUUAUUUUAUGCUAAGCUAACAAGCUGCUGGUGUUAUUAAAAACGAGUAAACAUAUUUUUCCCAUUUAUGGAAAUAUUCCUUUUUAAAGGAGAUUUUACAAACUAAAGCAGAGGUACUGGGCAUCCUGUUCAUAUGUGUUUACUUUCUUUAUUCCUUAUUGCCUCGUCUGCCCUGUGCGGUCAGUCAUCUCUUAAGUUGCUCUGUUAACUGUUCUUGACGUUUAAAGUGCAAUAUAUUUGAUUUCAAGGAGCGCUGUUUUUAAAAAAAAAAAGUGAUUCUUUUAGGAGCGAGUGUUUUACAUCAAUAUUUGAGAGGAGUGACAGUGUGUCGGUGCUUGGAGGGCCGAGCUGAGGAAGUAUCGUUAAUGUUGGCAUGAGAGAUCCAUAACCACCGAAGCCACUGCUGCGCUCUGAUAAGACCAGCUGUCUCCUCUCUCAAGGGCCAAAAAUCAAUCCAACUGCAUUAGUAGUGUGGUAAUAUCAACGCCAGCCAGCUCGCCAGUAACGGCACUGACACACUCAACAAAAAAAAUAAAAACAGAGUCUGUCACUUGGUUCUCUGUAUAUAAAUAUCUUCUGGGUUUUGCCCAGUUUUAUGUUGAUCUUUUACUAAUAAUGUGAUUGAGAGGCGAUGGGUUAUACUGUGAUACAAGGCCUUUUUAUGAGGAAAAAUGCAAUUCUCUCUUUUUUUUCUUUCUUUUUUUUAAAGGAGCAACAAACAGCCUUCAGCACUCCAUCAUGACAAAGGUGCACAUUUACAUUUUUUCUUGUUUUGGACUGACCACUUUCUUGUUAGUCUUACGAACAUUGAUUACGAGGAUUUCACAUGAAGCAACGGACCACUUUCAAUGUUUGUCUACCAUAAUAACAUGUUUGUGACUAUGUUUUUCUGUUUUACUUACUGUUUCAUAUUUUUUUGUUGUUCUUAUUUGAGGAAGUUUUACAUGCAGAACUACGAUCUGGUUUACAUUCUCUUUUCAUCUCCGGUGCACUAUGUGAUCAAUCAGUUGUGUUUUCAUGCAUUACGUGCCUUUGUCUGACAAUUUCUGUUAAAUUAAACAAACCUUUUUAAUCAA